Molecule: messenger RNA, 654 nt
Organism: Acanthosepion pharaonis
Lineage: Eukaryota; Metazoa; Mollusca; Cephalopoda; Sepiida; Sepiidae
Source: the annotation of a GenBank genome assembly
AUGAAUGAAGACCUGUUUGUAGAUUAUAUGCUACGUUUCAUUCAACACACUGGUUGCACGAAAGAAAGACCAGUGCUGCUAAUUCUGGAUAAUGUGGAAGAACAUAUCACGAUCAAGACAAUUGACCUUGCACGUGAGAAUGGCGUUCUUCUGCUCACACUUCCUUCCCACACAUCCCACCGAUUACAACCUCUUGAUAAAGCCGUCUACGGUCCAUUUAAGAAGGCCUACAAUGCGGCAAUGGACGGGUGGAUUCGCUCUCAUCCUGGGAGAACAGUUACCAUCUACGACAUUCCCACCAUUGUUUCUGAAGCUCACCUCUGUGCCAUGUCACAACGCAAUAUCAAGGCAGGAUUUGCAGCCACUGGCAUCUAUCCCUACAAUUCAUGGAUGCUGAUUUUGCUUCAGCUGCAGUUACUGACCGUCAAAAUCCUGAAGCAAAUGCAGAUGCUGCAGAUCUGGAUCCAAUUCCUGGUCCAAGCUCAGGUGCUGUGGGUUCAUUGCCGAUCCCAAGACCUAGUUCUUGUGGCAUGGGUCAACAGCCUGUUUCCAGUUCUUGUGAAUACGUCUCGCCAUCAGCAAUCUAUCCUUUCCCAAGAGCUGAACCAAGAAAAACAAAAGGGGGAAGAAAGAAAAGAGCAACCAAAAUACUGA